Emiliania huxleyi CCMP1516 is the source of this 2415-nucleotide messenger RNA. RefSeq lists its product as hypothetical. The record is from RefSeq and is a predicted model, not a curated record. NCBI's taxonomy places the organism in Eukaryota, Haptophyta, Isochrysidales, Noelaerhabdaceae. The transcript has 5 exons. Bases 1 to 2415 code for a protein of 804 amino acids.
AUGCGCUUUUGCCUUCUUUCGCUGCUCUCGGCCGCCAGCGUCCAUGCGCAAGGAUACCCGGAAGCUCCAGAAACCGCCAUCUAUCCUGAGCGCUUCUCGCCAACGACGGACAUCGUCUCCUUCUCGCCCGCGGCCUGGCUGAUGCAGCCUUACCACCCAUUGACGCCAAAGCCGGCUCGAGCCCAACUCAACACCUUUGAGUGGUUUGGACCGGGGAACAGCCUGUACGGACUCCACUCGAUGGUGCUGAUGUCGCGCGCCUGCAAGCUGGAGAUGGGCGAGCCCGAUACCUGCUACUUUCCGCUCAAGUCGUGGGGCGAGAAGGGGUCGCCGUUCGACCACGUCCACUCGGACAGUACCGACGCCCGAUACACGUUCGUUCGGGAAGAUAGCCUCACACGUGCUGAUAGUUGGAACCCGUUCUGCGUGUACAACGGCAUCGACGGUGGGUGCGGCCGCGGUUCUCGAAACAGUUGGACCAGAGAGGUGGCCGAAUGGCCGAAUGUUUCAUGGCCACCAAAGUACUCAGGGGGGCCUUGCAACAGCACAGGGGUGCUCGGGGCAUACGCCCAGUACGGUGCUUACUACCACAUGGCCGACCAGAUGUUUUCGAAUUGCCGCUGGACCGUAAAUGAGAGCCAAGCCGCCGGCUACAUCCGUGAAGUCGCGGCGCGUACCAACGACCGCGGUGAGUCUUAUGACUACUCCUUCGAGGUGUGUCAGUGGCCCGGGGACUGCACGACUGAAACCGGGAACUGCAUCAACGCGUACUCCGCCGUAUUCCUCGCCGACCUCCGGUACACCGACGCCACGUCCCUUCUCGCAGUCCCACAGGAGGAAGAUUUCUUCCCCGUCCCACCCCGCCAGUACCCACCAAUGGGUGCGGGCCGGAUAGAAAUGGUUUACUCGACUGCGAUCAACGGGCCGCACUUGCCGUGUUCGGUGGACGAUGACGGGCAGCAGCUCCCUUGCGGUGUGCCCGGGGCCGAGGCAGAGGAGGAAGAUUUAGUCAUCCACAUCUCGAAGCUGAAGGUCAACAAGGUCAAGGCGGUCUCUCCCGCAGAGUUCACCGUCGUCGUCGAGGUCACCGCGACCUGGACCAGCAAAUACGCCGUCCACCCGUGCGGCAUCGAUCUGUACCGCGGCGUCGUCGCCGGGCGGGCGAACAUCCCGGCCAAGGACUGGUGGAGACCGAUUGUCGAGGCCGACGGUGCCAUCUCCAGCGAGGAGCGCUUUUUCUCCGGCAACCCGAUGCUGCAGGUGCAGCGGACGCCGGGGAACGCGACUCACGAGCCGGAGCCCGUCAAGCAGCCCUGCACGUCGGAGUCGUGCGCGUGGCGGGCGCAGGUCUACCUACAGGAGGACGUACUGCUCGAGAUGACAUUCAAGUCGGACUUCAAUCUCAACCGCUACCCCUUCGACACGCAGACUUUGACGGGCUCCUUCUUCCUCGCGGAAAAGUUUGACGGCCCCGACAAGGUGAGCCGCACCUCGAUCAGCUUUGACUCGCCGGGCUUCUCCCUCUCGGGGCUGCACGGCGACGGCCUAGAGGGCAUCUACACCAAGUCCGGCUGGACCCCGCGCUCGGCCGUGAUCCGGCCGUCCUCGUCUGGCAGCCCGGGCGGCAACUGCCGCAAGGAGGGACUCUCGCACCUGUGCGCCGACUUUGAGAUCCGCCUGGAGCGGGUGGCCAGCGGCAACGUCUUCAAGGUCCUCGUGCCCGUCUUUGUCCAGAUGGGCAUCACCACGCUCGCGGCGAUGCAGCCUGCCGGGACGCGGCUGCAGGUCCUCGCGCUGGGCGCUGUCGCCUCUGCGGCGCUGAUGAUGCCGCGAAGCCUCGGCCUGCCCGCCGACAUCGAGGGUGUGCCCUUUGUCAUGGCUCUCGUCAUCUGCCACAUCACCGUCGUCGCCGUGAUGCUCGUCGUCACGGGCUACCAGAUCCUCUGCUCAUCGCGCCGCGCCGCCCUCGUCGGCGAGUGGAAGGCGGCCUUCGCGGCCAAGCGGGCGCUCGAGGAGCAGCUGCCCGGCGGCGCGCCGCAUCCGGCCGCCGCAGACGUCUCGCUGAGCCUCUCUACCGGGGAGCCGCUGCGCGCAGGAAAAGAGGCCGAGGGCUACGCGUCCGCGCAAAGCCGGCCGGCCGAGCCGGCCGAGCCCGUCUCGCUGCUCACGCGGGCGGUGCUGGCGCUGCCCGCGCUCAUGCACCACGCGAACCAGUCCACCCUCCCCAAGCCGACCCACCCGCACGGGGAGGGGUCGAUGGGCGACUCGGACUGGAUCCGCGCCGAGGACAAGGUGCUCCUCGCCCGGUCCGGCAAGAUUGACACGCGCAUGGCCAUGAUGCUACCCCCGCUCUACAUCCUCCUCGUCAGCCUGCUGCUGGGCCUAUAUUGGGGGGGGGCGAUGGACAAGGCGUGA